Molecule: messenger RNA, 1548 nt
Organism: Cordyceps militaris CM01
Lineage: Eukaryota; Fungi; Ascomycota; Sordariomycetes; Hypocreales; Cordycipitaceae
Product: Protein kinase-like domain
Exons: 6
Coding region: 1-1548 (515 amino acids)
Source: RefSeq, a predicted model, not a curated record
AUGGCUUGGGUGCGCGAUUGGCUCUUUUUUGGCGCCGCAUGGUGUCAUUUCGUCGCCGCUGCCGCUGCCACUGAUGCGCCGGUUCUUCAUGGCUGCGAUGGAGACGGUACAUUUGGGCCGCCAUUCAACGCAACUGGCACUGUCUCUUUCGCAACAAAGAGCUUCACGCACAACAACGGCAGACCAUGGUAUCUGUCAGUCGGUCUCAAGGACAGGCGUGAUAAAAAUGCCGCCUACCCGGGUGUCCAGGCAGUGACGGGCUAUCUUAGUCUACCCGACGACUAUGUCCGCAGCGCCAGGACCAACACUACGCAAAUGUGUGUGUACCACAUGGGACAACGCAACACGACAGCCUCGCCGGAUGGCUCAUGCCAGGGCAUCAUUGACGACGCAUGCGCCAAGUUGAUCCACGAGUUCCAGGAGUCGCCAUCCUUUUCGGAUGGGAAAUGUCCCCUGCUGCCCUCGGAUGAUGUUUGUGGAAGCCAAAUAUUCCAAUUGGGUACGUCGUCUUUGUCAGAUGACUACAGAAUAGAAGACGAAGAAGAGAAAUAUGCUUAUUUUGAACCAAUUUCAGACACACCAAUUACGCUGAUGCGCAGUAAUUGCUCAACCAGCGUGCAGCCUGCGUUGGCUGGGCUCCCCGACGCGUACAACACCCAGCUAAUCCUUGACUUGGAGUUGCCCUACGGAGACACCAAGGUAGACGAUUUUACUGCGUUUGACGCGCACUUCGCCCAGUUUCUUCCAUUCCUCGGCGCUGAUAUCUGGGCCGGUAGUCGACGGCGACUACGCAGUGGUAGCGGCAUGGUUGUGUGCUGCCUGAUGAUGGAGGAGGGUGCGGUAGGAGGCCGGCGUGAUAUAGUGGCUGAUAUAGUGGCUGGCGCCCUGUGGCGCGGUCCCAGCCCCAACAGCACAGUAUCCCUCACUCAGUCUUCCAUACACUUCAAACUUCAUCAUCAUCACUACCAAAUAGCACCAUCCGAGGUCACCUUUCUCGAGAUUCUUCAAACCAAAGUAGAGAAAAAAAUUGGCAACCUUGUCAUUACCUAUAAAGUCGAAUUUCGGAAGAAGCUUUGCGUCAUGAAAGUGUUUAAGGAUAUCGAAGCCCAGGAUACCUUUUAUACAGAGGCUAGUGCUUAUCGACUACUCAAAGAAAAGGGCUUUUGUAAGCGAGGCCUUGUUCCAAAGUUCUAUGGAACCCUUGACGCUAUUCUUAUUGAAUAUAUACCAAACGCUGAACAGAUCGACCUUAGCAACUUUUCACAAGACAAUAUCGAUACCCUAUCUGAAAUUCUCUUCGAGUUUCAUGAGGCUGGCCUUAUUCACGGCGACCCAUACCCAAGAAAUAUGAUGGUUGUUCAGGGUGUUCAAACGCCUGAUAGAGUUUUCUGGCUGGAUUUUGAUCAUUCGCAGAUGAUUAAUAAGACAUGUGAAUCCUCUCAAACACGGCUUGAAUUAGAAAAAGAGUUGAUGACAGGUUUUGCAAAAGCAUUGUCAGAAGAUGCAAAAGCUGGAAAACUAGAGAAGGCGUUUUAUUUCUACUGCUAG